Messenger RNA from Hyla sarda, 4264 nucleotides. RefSeq names its product semaphorin 4C (gene SEMA4C). The transcript is spliced from 15 exons. NCBI's taxonomy places the organism in Eukaryota, Metazoa, Chordata, Amphibia, Anura, Hylidae. Gene Ontology annotation, biological process: negative chemotaxis; negative regulation of axon extension involved in axon guidance; axon guidance. The record is from RefSeq and is a predicted model, not a curated record. Gene Ontology annotation, molecular function: semaphorin receptor binding; chemorepellent activity. The coding region runs from base 267 to 2771 and encodes 834 amino acids.
AGUCUAGUGCAUCCAGUGCAGGAGAUCGGGACAGGGCAGUGGGAUGCAGUGCAAGAGGAGCUGAUAUCUCAGUGCAGGACACCUGGGGGCAUUGUGACUGAUCUGUGGGCAUCUGGGACUGUGCAGAUUGUGUGCCCAGUGGAGGAGAUCCAGCACCAGGAGUGCACCCUGCACCGGAUAUUACUGGGACAAGUAGAUCGGAAAGAUAUCUGUGGGUUCCCUGGGAGCAGACUCCCAGACCGAGAGUUGGAGGACCGGACGAGGUGAUGAUUCCGCAGUGGUUGUGUAUUUUGGCCCUUUUAAUAAGUGUCGAAGUCAAAGCAUGGAAUCAGAUGCCACGCAAAACAGUGCGAUAUUCAGGCUUCACUGAAAAUCGCCAGUCCUGGCGCGGUGGCAUCUCCUACUACCUAACUCUUACGCUGGAUGAAAGUCGGGGUGCACUGUAUGUAGGUGCACGGGAAAUCAUAUUUUCACUGGACCUUAAUAACAUUGGCAGAGAGCUCAGGCCACCGAUCAUAUGGGAAGCCCCCAGUGAAAGGAAGCUGGAGUGUGUCAACAAAGGAAAGAGCAAUCAGACGGAAUGUUUCAAUUAUAUCCGCAUCCUUGAGAAAUAUAAUGAGACUCAUCUCCUGACCUGCGGGACCUACGCCUUCCAGCCCAAGUGUGCUUAUAUAGAACUGUCAACCUUCACUCUGGACAGCGUCAACAUAGAAGAUGGGAAAGGAAAAUGUCCAUAUGAUCCAUCUACGGGCCACACCGGGCUGGUUGUAGAUGGGAUUUUUUUCUCUGCUACGUUAUUCAACUUCCUGGGUACAGAGCCGGUGAUCCAACGAAGUAUGGGGCAGCAUAGUAGUAUCAAGACGGAAUAUCUGGCAACAUGGCUGAAUGAGGCCAAGUUCGUGGGCUCGGCUCAUAUGCCGGAAAGUGUGGAUAGCAAGAUAGGCGACGAUGACAAAAUCUAUUUCUUCUUCACCGAGCGUGCCCUGGAAUAUGACUGCUACAGCGAGCAGGUGGUGUCCCGGGUGGCCCGCGUCUGUAAGGGAGAUUUGGGAGGGGCUCGUACUUUGCAGAGGAAAUGGACCAGUUUUAUGAAGGCCCGGCUAGUGUGCUCCAUUCCAGAGCUUCAACUUCACUUUAACAUGUUACAGUCUGUGUUUACCCUGCGGACUGACAAGUGGAGGUCUACGCAGUUCUAUGCAGUCUUUCAGGCACGCUGGGGUGAUAUUACAGUCUCUGCUGUUUGCCAGUAUGCCAUCCAGGACAUUCAGAAGGUCUUUGAUGGACAUUAUAAGGAAUACCGCGAGCAAGCCCAGAAAUGGGGUCGCUACUCCGACUCGGUGCCCAGUCCACGCCCUGGAUCUUGUAUCACAAAUUUCCACCGGCAUCAUGGAAUGAACAGCUCGAUGGACCUCCCUGAUAACACGCUCAACUUUGCCAAGAAGCACCCGCUUAUGGAUGACUCUGUUCAGCCUGUGCAAGGCCGGCCUCUGUUGGUCAGGAAAGGAGUCAACUUUACUACCCUGGCAGUGCACAGGACUACAGGACUCAAUGGGGAUUUAUAUGACGUCCUCUUUAUUGGGACAGAAAAUGGGUGGCUGAACAAAGCUGUCCGUGUGGCUUCUACAGUCCAUUUAAUAGAGGAGCUUCAGAUGUUUGAUAGACCAUAUCCAGUCCACAGCUUGGUCCUGUCUUCUAGAAAGUCUCUUCUCUUUGCUGGCUCUGCUUCUGGGCUGGUACGCCUUCCCAUGGCAGACUGCAGUAAAUAUCGCUCCUGUGCCGAUUGCAUUCUAGCCCGGGAUCCUUUCUGUGCGUGGAAUCUUAGCAGCAGCCAAUGUGUGGAGUCCGAUCCACAAGAUGGGGAUGCUCUGCUUCAAGAUGUUGAAAACUAUGAUACAUCCAUGUGUGAAGUCCAGUAUAUGAAAUUAUCAAAGCCCUCAUCCAGAAAUCUCACUGUGGCCAUUGGGACAAAUGUGGUUCUCCCUUGUGAGCUGACCUCCAACCUGGCCCAACCCAUAUGGAAGUUCAAUGGUCAGGAUCUGAGACCGGAUGAUAAUGACUCUGUGCUUUAUGAUAUCACACUUCAGGCUCUGGUUAUCCUUGGAGUUAAUGUUCACCACUCUGGAACAUACAGCUGCUUCUCAGUUGAACAAGGGGCUCAGUUUGCUUCCAAGCAUUACCAGCUAAACGUAGUGGCUUCCCCCUCUCUGACCCUGGAAUCCUCUGCUCCUAUGGAUGGCCUGGGCUUGGUAUGGAUGAUGGUUAUUGCUCUUGGGGCUGUGUGCUUGGCCCUAUUUCUGGCUGUAGUCUAUCUGCGAAGGAAACUGCAAGAUGAGAUGGAGAAAGGUUCGAAGUCCCUGGAGAAUACUCUUGUGUAUCCCAUCCAGUUACCAUCACAACCCAAAAUUGCAAAGUGCCUGCCUAGUGCAGACUCAGAUGAGAAACUAUGGGAUCCUUCCUCCUACUACUAUUCUGAUGGAUCACUUAAGAUAGUCCCAGGUCAUGCACUGUGCCAGAACAGCACGGGUUCCUCCUCUCCGUCUGGCAAUGGCAUCCCUGGUCAACCACUACCUUCACCACCAUUGCACUCACCUAACCAUAUGCUGCUUUCAGGUGUCCGAGGUUCCAGCAGUAAUGGGUAUAUACGGCUAACACUAGGUGGGGGAAUAAAUGAGGAGCGCCCACCGCUUGGGGACCUAAAUGAAGAACUGAGGUGGAAACUGAAGCAGAGGCAAACUUUGCCGGACUCUAAUCCAGAGGAAUCUUCUGUCUGACAACCCGCGUUGCCACCUGCACAGUUUGCACUGUUUUAUUUUUUUCCUUCUUUUUAUUUUGAACUACCUCAGGGACUGGAGAUUUGGGGGAAGGAUGUGGCCAAAACUUAAAUCCUCUCUCCCCGAUGUCUCCACUGCAGAUGUAUGGAAGCCAGGAGAAGACCUAAGUGAAUCUCUUAUUGUCCCGGCGUACUAGCUCACAUUUCCCCAAUUUCUGUGACUUGUAGAACAUCAGUAUUGGUAAAACUUUCUUGUAAGAUUUGAUGCACUCAUGGGUGAUGUUGGAUCCGGAGUGUCUUGGAGGAACCAGUCGCCUCCUAUUACUGAAAGCAUUGGCCAGAAGAGCAAUAAUAGAAGAGUUGGCAACCUGUUUACUCCUCCUGUCGAUCACGGUGCAGGGAUCAAUCUUUAACCACUUAGUUGCCAGUCUUGCAGGUUUACUGGUGUAUGGCAAUAAAAUCACUACUGUUUUAUCUAUCAUUUUACACUAUAAAAGUUUACAGUGCUUUAUAGCCGACCUGUAUGUAACAUGACCAAUCCUUGCCAAGUGAAUAGAGGAACACCGCCAGCUGUUGUGUGACUACAAGAACCGUUAUACACGACCACCCACUACUUGUUGUUUCUUGCUGGCUCUUGUAGUUCCACAGGAGAUGGAUGGCUUAGUGAUGGCCAUGCCUGUAUCGGAGAAAGGAACGUGUGCGAAUGGCAUAUCUAAAGAAAGUAGACUCCAACAUAUCUUCAUUUGUACUAGAACUCAGAGGCAGUGAAUGGAUGCAUUUUAGGUUCCUGUACUGCCCAAGCCUUGCCUAUUUAACCCCCUCCUCCCCACCAUGGGUCACAUGCAGAAUGACCGCUUCGAUCACGUAAUAGUGAUGCAGCCCAGCCUGGUUGCUGAGUGUUCGUGUAAAUGACUUUGUUUUUAGAGGCAUGAAAAUGAAUGUGAGGAUGUAUUAAUAGUUCUACGCCCUUUGUUUUACUAAAUCGUUCUUCUGGAAGCUGGGACAAUCCUUCUAGAAAUAAUGAUUAUUUUAUAUAUAAUUUUUUUUGGGCUAUGACUCUGUGUCCAUACAGUUCCGUAAGCCCAACCCUUCAUCAUUCCGCUGUGAGUUAUAGCUGACAACAUUUCAGAAAUCCAUAGACAAGACCAGGACUUGUGUGGGUUUAUUUUCCCCGCUGCCAAAUACCGUUCAUGUUUUUUACUUUUAUUUUUCCCAACUCUCACAUGUCUGCGAGUGGCCGAAGGGAGGGAAGAGAGAAUUGUGUUGUAUAUACAUAUUCUAUUCACUGUUUUUAAAACCAAACCUCCUUGGGGUCUGCACGCUAAAAAUAUCCUCUCUCCAUCCUCGUCUGUAAAUAAGACCCUCUGUUCUCACGCUCUCUCUUUCCCUUCUCAUUCUGUAGGUCACUGUGUAAUUUAUUUGUCUGUUUUUGAAAUAUAUUUAUUUGCUGUAAAUAAGUAUUUUUAUAUUGAGAAAAAUAAAAUGGAAUUUAAA